Messenger RNA from Centropristis striata (black sea bass), 2306 nucleotides. It is a transcript of the gene cox11, whose product is annotated as cytochrome c oxidase assembly protein COX11, mitochondrial. Gene Ontology annotation, cellular component: mitochondrial inner membrane. Gene Ontology annotation, molecular function: copper ion binding. The transcript has 5 exons. The coding region runs from base 216 to 998 and encodes 260 amino acids. The record is from RefSeq and is a predicted model, not a curated record. Lineage: Eukaryota; Metazoa; Chordata; Actinopteri; Perciformes; Serranidae.
AUUGAAACUCGUCGGUUGUACAUGUAGGACUGUUUCUUUGCGGAACCUUUAGUCUGUGUCUAAAAGGGGAACUAAUUCUAUGUUGCACCCGUGUUAUGUAUGUUGUCCGUGAAACAUGUUAAAUGUGUUUGUGUCCAGCGGUGAAUGACGGUGGUUUUCUUUAUUAAAGGUGAGUUUCUUCCUGCCGUCCCAGCCUCAGGUGUGGACGUCCCACCAUGCUGCUGCUGCGUCCGUCCCUCUGCUGCCCUCAGGCCUCCGUGUUGUUGACGCGAUGCGUCCGGACGCUUCGGUGCGACGCCUCCAGGACGCUGCUGCAGUCUCAGGCUGAGAACUUCCUGCGGCGCCGGCUGCCCCCGCGCCUCCACGCACAGAGCCGAGGCACCAAGAGCCGAGGCCGGAAGUUUAAGAGCCAGGAGGAGGAGUGGAGGACGAGGAACAGGACGGUGCUGACGUACAUCGCUGCUGCUGGAGUAGGGAUGAUCGGCCUGUCGUACGCCGCCGUGCCUCUCUACCGGCUCUACUGCCAGGCGUCGGGGCUCGGCGGCACGGCGGUGGCCGGACACGACACGGAUCAGGUGGAGACGAUGAAGCCGGUGAAGGAACGCGUCCUCAAGAUCACCUUCAACGCAGACACACACGCCAGCAUGCAGUGGAACUUCAGACCGCAGCAGACAGAGAUCUUUGUGGUUCCAGGUGAGACGGCGCUGGCUUUCUACAGAGCAAAGAACCCCACAAACAAACCUAUCAUCGGCAUCUCCACCUACAACGUGGUGCCCUUCGAGGCGGGACAGUACUUCAACAAGAUCCAGUGUUUCUGCUUCGAGGAGCAGCGUCUGAACCCUCACGAGGAGGUCGACAUGCCCGUCUUCUUCUACAUCGACCCCGAGUUCGACGAGGACCCGCGGAUGGCCCGAGUGGACACCAUCACUCUGUCCUACACCUUCUUCGAGGCCAAGGAGGAUCAGAAACUCCCUCUGCCAGGGUACAGCUACAACUGAGACAGGAUCCUGGUUCUGGUUCUAACAUCUGUCAGAGGAGAAAGGAAGAGAAAAAUCCAAAAAUCUUUUUUUUUUUAAGCUGAAGUUUGGGCUUUUCAUCUGGAAAGCAUUGGCUCCUACAAAGAGACUCUUACACUGAAAAUCUUUUUUUCUUUUUUGUCAAAUUCCAUUUCCUUUAAUAUUAAAUAAAUAAAUAUGCCUAUGAAAUAAAUCCUAAAAUAAAUAAGGCAACAAAUAGAAAUAAAUAAAUGACUCAGUCUGAGGACUUUUAUAAAUAAAAGUAGACCUUUUUUAAAAUAAAACAUAUUUAUUCUAUAAAUAUUUUGACUCCUUCAUAUAUUUUUCUAAAUUUAUAAAUUUAUUUCAUAGGCAUAUUGAUUUAUUUAGUUCCGUAUUAUUUACUUGAAUAAUGAAUUAAAUGACUUUCCAUAAUUUAGUUAAAAAAUAAAAAAGGGCCACCACAUUCAUGUUUGGUGUCUCAGAUUUUUGGGGUCGCUGUUCGGAAAAUAAAAUAUAAAGAUUUGAGAAUAAAGUCGAAAAAGUUAAAGAAAAAGCAAUAAUAGAGAAAAGUGAAAGACUGUUAUCAUUAUUAUUAGAUACUUUAUUGUCCCAAAGGGUAAAUUUUCAUUUCUUGCUAAAACAAUAUGUAGCAAACAAGACCAAAGACACAGUAAUAAAAAUUGAAUUAAAAUAUGUAAAAUAUUGCACAUACCCUGUGAGAUAAAAGAUACAAAUAUCUAUAAUUGAGUAUAAUAGUAUUACCUAUAAUUGAACUCAGAAAAAAACAUUUAACACAAUGCAUUAAACAAAAUUUACAAUGCAGUGUGUAUAUUAUUAUUGUUUAGUAUUAUAAUUAAAUUCUCAAACAAUAUCAGAUUAAUUUAUUUUCCUGACAACGGCCCUCAUAUUUUGUAAGUAAACCAGGUUCCUGGAAAUCCUGGAAUCCUUUAAGGCAGUUUUUCAGUCACUUUACAUUUUUGAAAUGAGUUUUAAUCAUCACAAUCUGCAUCUUGCUGUCACUCCAUCUGCUGAUAUUUGAGCUAAACAAGGUUUGAGGUUGAAUCUUUACGAGGAAAGAGAACGAUGGACGAGUUUUUCUACCUUUCACUUGAACAGACGAACAAAACCUGUCACAACUUCAGAGACUGAACAUUUUCUUGUGUCACUGAAAGACGUCGAGAACUUUAAACUGCUUGUGUUCAUUCUGAUGCCUCAGAGACUGUAUUUGUAUAUAAAUCAUUUAAUUAUUACAGCAGAUAAUUGUGAGAAAGACUGAAGAUGAAUCAAUAAAUUAUGACUUAAAAGCAA